CGCGGAAUCAAUUUAUCGAAAGCAGCUUGAAUCCAUUGAACUCAGUUUACAAAGUCUCGCGUCAAAAGCGGUUGAAUUGGUAAGAGAAGAUCCAGGGUUAGCGCACACUGACCCGUGGCUAAAACAGUUGAAUUGGGCGGCUGCACCUCCGAAAUCCAAAAAGCUUCCCGGUUUCCCACAAUGGUAUCGUGACCUUUACAACUCCAAGUCGGGAAAAUUCAAGAUUACUCCAAACUGUAGAAUCACACCUCUUUUGUUGAGAUUAAAAUGGGAGGGAUAUCCAUUAUUUUACUCCAAGACUCACGGAUGGACUUACCGAGUUCCUAAUAAUGAUGAUAAAUAUCAAACCAAAGCGAAACCGUGCAAAUUUGAUAAACCGUCAAAUGUUGAGACUGGAGAUAAUCUUGAGAAUGCUUCUGCAACAAAAAAUUACGAGGAACAAUUCUAUAACGACGACGAAGGAACGUAUUAUCGAAUUCCACAUAAGGAUGGCGAGAAUGCACGUUGCAUGUCUCCGUUAUCGAAAAAUUACAUCACCUCAUUUGAAGAAGGGAUAUUGUCUUCAGAAUACGAAGAAGCCAGAUCAGCAUUACAGAUGAACGCGGCUUGUUCUUAUUGGGUGAGCUCUCGUAAACGAAUAAAGAAUCAAAUGGUUGUAUACCAAGAUCACCCGGAAAUCAAAGACAUUGGAUUUGGUUUGGAUAAUGAAAAACUGGUGGGCAUAAUCUUACCACAAACAUUGGCAAUGGGAACCGUGACUCGUCGCGCCGUGGAAAACACCUGGAUGACGGCAAGCAAUCCCAAGGAAAAUAGGAUAGGAUCAGAACUCAAGGCGAUGAUCCAACCACCGAAGGGAUAUAAAAUUGUUGGCGCAGAUGUGGAUUUGGAAGAAUUGUGGAUAUCGAGUUUGAUCGGUGACUCUCAAUUCGGAUUUCACGGAGCGACUGCCAUGGGAUGGAUGACGCUUCAAGGGACAAAGGCAGCCGAGACUGACUUGCAUUCGCGUACUGCAAAGAUACUAAAUAUUUCUCGUUCGGAAGCAAAAAUCUUUAAUUAUGGUCGAAUUUACGGCGCCGGACUUAAAUUCGCCAUCCAAUUACUGAAACAGUUUAACAAAGAUAUCGAAACAGAAGAAGCAAAAGAUCUCGCAACCGAGUUAUAUUUCAAAACAAAGGGUAAGAGGUUUGAAUCACUUUGGUAUGGUGGCAGUGAAAGUUACAUGUUCAAUAGAUUGGAAGAUAUUGCAAAUGAUGAUCUUCCAAAAACACCGGUUCUGAAAUGUGGUAUCACCGAAGCACUGAGGUCCACUCGAGGAUUCAUGACAUCACGUGUCAAUUGGGUUGUACAAUCAUCUGGAGUGGAUUACCUGCAUCUGCUUUUGGUAUCCGUGCAUUAUUUGUUGGAAAAGUAUAAGAUUGACGCGCGUUUCAUGUUAUCGGUUCACGAUGAGGUAAGAUUUCUCGUGAAAGAGCAAGACAAAGAAAGGAUGGUAUUGGCACUUCAAAUAAGUAGUCUUUGGACAAGAGCGAUGUUUAGUUACAUGUUGGGAAUCAAAGAUUUGCCUCUA
This is a messenger RNA of Acaulospora morrowiae, 1567 nucleotides long. Lineage: Eukaryota; Fungi; Glomeromycota; Glomeromycetes; Diversisporales; Acaulosporaceae. The record is from the annotation of a GenBank genome assembly.